Messenger RNA from Syzygium oleosum, 1257 nucleotides. RefSeq lists its product as uncharacterized. The coding region runs from base 203 to 832 and encodes 209 amino acids. The record is from RefSeq and is a predicted model, not a curated record. The transcript is spliced from 5 exons. NCBI's taxonomy places the organism in Eukaryota, Viridiplantae, Streptophyta, Magnoliopsida, Myrtales, Myrtaceae.
GAGGCGACAGACCCAUCACAUCGAUGGGCCGACCGAUUCCCUCCGCGAAGCUUCGUGCGUCCGCCCGGCACGGAGGAAUCAUCGACCUUUGAUCCGGCGCGAUUCGGAGCGAAGAAGGAGGAGGAACGGAACGGAACGGCCCCCCGCUUUCUCCGGCUUCGUUCCCCCGUUCGCGGCGGAGCGGAGCAGGCAGUGAGGAAGUAUGCAGAGGCUGCGGAGAGGGACGUCCCUCUUCGGCAGCUUGGCAGCGCCGCAACUGAAGAAGAAAGCCCUCAAGUCGUGGGCCGCGGUUCAGGACACGUUUUUCUCCACCAAGGAUACUUUCGAGAGGCACAGGGUGGUGUUCACCGUUGGAACUUCGAUAGCCUCGGUGGCGACGGCAUGGGCAGGUUAUUCUAUACGCCACUAUCAUGAAACAAAAGUUGAUCAAAGGCUUGAAACAAUAGAAAGAGCUAUGAAGAAUAAUUAUCACUUUGAACAUGAGGAGAUUAAGAAGAUUGUUGGUCGAGAAAGUUCCAGUACUGCGGCUUGUAUUGCCACCGCUGGUACCACUUUGGUGAUUGGCUAUGCCUUGGGUUGGCGAGGUGGAAGAUGGUAUGCAAAUAGGAAGUUUAGAAGGGAGCAGAUGAAAUUGUUGGGGCAGAUAAAGCCAAGGAGGUGGGAAUUGCUGGGCCGGAUAAAGCCGAAAGGUUUGAAACUACAAUUCCUGAGAAGAUUAUUGACCAGGACCCGGGCGGCCGAGACCACGACUAAGGCAUCCGAGAAUUUACUAGAGGAUGCUGCUGCUGCGCGCAAUAUUGGAGAGUCCACUCGCACUUGUUCACAGUUAUAGAGCUCGGCAGCUAACCUGUCACCAAUUCUACUGAUCCGAGCAAUUGAUAUCAGAUUCGAUGUUCUUAUUGAUCUCAGAAGAGGGUUCACUUUCGACUUUCUUCUCUUUUCCUGGAGAUAGGUUGGCUGCAACUAUAUAUUGUGCAUAUGAGAUAUGUCAUUUAUACAAAGGAAAGAUCCUUAGGAUGGUGUCAUGACUCGUGAGUCCUUAAUUCUUGAUAGAGCGCCUUUUGCAAAUUGCAUAAAGGGAUUGUUGCUUUCAGGCCUUAUUCGGUACGUGGGGAGUCUUAGGAAGGGAAUGACGAGGGAAUAGGAAUGACAAUGGAAUGAAAUGCCCUCAUUUCCGGGACUUUUAUUCCCCUGUCAAAAUAAGAAAAAACAAUAUGUAAUUCUAUAUAUAGAUUUUCGUUUAUUCGUUUUAUUAAA